Messenger RNA from Helianthus annuus (common sunflower), 1746 nucleotides. Its product is annotated as sugar transporter ERD6-like 6. Bases 105 to 1574 code for a protein of 489 amino acids. Gene Ontology annotation, cellular component: membrane. Lineage: Eukaryota; Viridiplantae; Streptophyta; Magnoliopsida; Asterales; Asteraceae. Gene Ontology annotation, molecular function: sugar transmembrane transporter activity. The record is from RefSeq and is a predicted model, not a curated record. Gene Ontology annotation, biological process: carbohydrate transport; transmembrane transport. The transcript is spliced from 18 exons.
ACAAACUCCACCGUCCACCUGUGCUCACCAUAACCGUUGCUUCUACUACUUAAUAACACUCAAAUUGCACUACAAUCAUACAAACACCAAACCAUCUAAAACAAAUGAGUUUCAGAGACGAAAACGAAGAUGGAAGAAGCGACAGUCACCUCAAAAAACCAUUUCUCCACACGGGCAGUUGGUACCGUAUGGGUUCUAGACAAUCCAGCAUGAUGUCGUCAUCUCAGAUGAUCCGAGAUCGUUCUGUUUCUGUUCUUGCCUGUGUUCUCAUCGUUGCACUUGGUCCUAUUCAGUUUGGUUUCACUGGUGGGUAUUCGUCGCCUACACAAGCUGCUAUUACUCGAGAUCUUAAAUUAACGGUUUCUGAGUUCUCUGUGUUUGGGUCUUUGUCAAAUGUGGGUGCCAUGGUUGGGGCCAUAGCUAGUGGUCAAAUUGCCGAGUAUAUCGGCCGAAAAGGGUCUUUGAUGAUUGCAGCUAUUCCUAAUAUCAUUGGAUGGCUUUGUAUAUCGUUUGCCAACGAGACGUCGUUUCUUUAUAUGGGAAGAUUGUUGGAAGGUUUUGGUGUUGGAAUUAUAUCAUACACGGUUCCUGUCUAUAUAGCGGAAAUAGCACCUCAAAACAUGAGAGGGGGGCUAGGUUCUGUCACUCAGCUAUCUGUUUCGAUCGGGAUAAUGCUUGCUUAUUUGCUGGGACUUUUUGCUAGUUGGAGAAUACUUGCAAUAUUGGGAACUUUACCAUGCUUGAUUUUGAUCCCCGCCCUCUUUUUUAUCCCCGAAUCUCCUCGGUGGCUGGCGAAGAUGGGUAUGACUGAUGAUUUUGAAGCUUCUUUACAAGUUCUUCGUGGGUUUGAUACCGAUAUCACCGUUGAAGUAAACGACAUAAAGAGGGCCGUAGCAUCAUCAAACAGAAGAGCUGCGAUUCGCUUUGCAGACCUUAAACAAAGAAGAUAUUGGUUCCCUUUGAUGAUAGGAAUUGGAUUACUUGUUCUUCAACAGAUAAGCGGGAUCAAUGGCGUUCUCUUCUACGCCAGCAACAUCUUUCGAUCCGCAGGAAUUUCUAAUAGUGAUGCUGCUACAUUAGCACUUGGGGCUAUCCAAGUUAUCGCGACGGGGGUUGCCACGUGGUUGGUUGACAAAACGGGCCGUCGGAUUCUGCUAACCGUUUCCUCUGCUGGAAUGACUCUCAGUCUUGUAGUCGUUGCGGUUUCCUUCUUCGUCAAGGAUUUCGCAGAAGAGAGUUCUUCGUUGUAUACUGCAAUGGGUAUCUUAUCAGUGGUCGGAGUCGUGGGUAUGGUAAUUGGAUUUUCACUUGGAAUGGGGCCCAUUCCAUGGGUUAUAAUGUCUGAGAUUCUUCCUGUGAAUAUAAAAGGACUUGCAGGGAGUAUAGCAACAUUAGGCAAUUGGUUUACUUCUUGGGUGAUUACGAUGACCGCACCUUUGCUUCUAGCAUGGAGUGGUGGAGGAACCUUCACUUUGUACAUGCUACUGUGUGUGGCUACGCUCGCGUUUGUGUCCAUUUGGGUGCCAGAAACAAAGGGAAAGACAUUGGAGGAGAUACAGUUUUCCUUGAGAUAAAAUGCUCUGCCGAUGCUUCAUUCUUGUUUCUAUUGGAUGUUUAAAUGUUCUUUUUUCUUUGGUGGUGGUUGUAAUCUAAUUUGGAAUUUGCGAUAAUUGUUUGGGAAUGCAAUAAUGCAAUUGUAGCAUAAAUACAUAAACAACUAAAAUAAGGCUGGUUCAUGCCAAUUCA